Messenger RNA from Paramecium tetraurelia, 700 nucleotides. RefSeq lists its product as uncharacterized. The record is from RefSeq and is a predicted model, not a curated record. NCBI's taxonomy places the organism in Eukaryota, Ciliophora, Oligohymenophorea, Peniculida, Parameciidae. Gene Ontology annotation, molecular function: metal ion binding; mRNA binding. The transcript has 3 exons.
AUGGAACAUAAUUUUAAGAAUAUUAAAUUAGAGAUUGACCAUUAUAUUCAAAUCUAAUUUGAUUAAUGUAGUACAGAUGAAGAAGAGAAGGAAUUCGAAAUAGGAGUCAAACCUAACAAAAAGAAGUUCAAUAAUUCUCUUGAAAAAAAAUAGUUCAUAGAGGAAUAUACUAAAAAGAAAAAGACUGAACUAUGCAAAAACUUUACUCUUACGGGUAGUUGCAAAUUUGGCUCAAAUUGUUCAUAUGCACAUGGUUAAUCUGAGCUAUUACCUAAAGCCCAUCUACAUUAAAACUACAAAACAAAACCAUGCAAAAAUUUCUUAAACUAUGGAUGGUGCAAUUAUGGAUCAAGAUGCUAGUAUAUACACCCUGAAAAUUCUCUAAAAAAACUAAAACACAGUUCAAAAAAUUCUAAACAUAAUAAUUAUGACUCAGAUUUAUAAAAGUUAGCCAAUAAAUGUAAUUCAUAAGGAGAAGGAUAAUAAACCUUAACAAUUUAAAUGCUAUAUUCGGAAUUAUUACAAAAACUUAAUUCUAGUUCAUAAAUAUGUCUCAAAAAUUUGACUCGAUUAAGUUAUUUUAAAAGAUUAGGGUAGGUCUAGAGUUUGCUUUUGUCAGAUGAUUCUGAUCCUUGAAAUAACUUAUUUUUUAUAUACUAUGAUAUUUGUAAUUCUUAUAGAAUAUAAAAAUGAAUAUUAA